This is a messenger RNA of Staurois parvus, 1287 nucleotides long. NCBI's taxonomy places the organism in Eukaryota, Metazoa, Chordata, Amphibia, Anura, Ranidae. The record is from the annotation of a GenBank genome assembly.
AUAGAUGCUCCUGUUUCUGAACUUCAUGACUUAUUCUGUAAGAAGUUGCAGCAAUGUUCAGUUAUCUUCCAUUUUAUGGACUGUGUGGCCGACCUGAAGGGAAAAGAAAUCAAGAGGGCUGCACUGAAUGAGCUGGUAGAAUGUAUUGCCACAAAUAGAGGUGUCCUGAUCGAGCCUGUUUACCCAGAGGUUAUCAAAAUGAUCUCAGUGAAUAUUUUCCGCACACUACCACCCAGUGAUAAUCCGGAGUUUGACCCUGAAGAGGAUGAGCCAAACUUUGAGCCCUCUUGGCCACAUCUGCAGCUGGUAUAUGAAUUCUUCCUCCGCUUUCUGGAGAGCCAGGAUUUCCAGCCUUCACUGGCCAAGCGAUAUGUGGACCAGAAGUUUGUACUCAUGCUCCUGGAACUGUUUGAUAGUGAAGAUCCUCGUGAGAGGGAAUAUUUGAAGACAAUUCUGCACCGCGUAUAUGGAAAAUUUCUGGGACUCAGAGCUUAUAUCAGAAAACAAUGCAACAACAUUUUCCUCAGAUUUAUCUAUGAAACAGAACGGUUUAAUGGUGUAGCAGAGCUUCUGGAGAUCCUUGGCAGUAUCAUCAAUGGCUUUGCUUUACCUCUGAAAUCAGAACACAAACAGUUUCUUGUCCGUGUAUUGAUACCACUGCACUCAGCAAAAUCACUUUCUAUAUUUCACGCCCAGCUGGCUUAUUGUGCAGUUCAGUUCCUGGAGAAAGACUCCUCACUAACAGAGCAUGUAAUUCGAGGUUUGCUAAAGUAUUGGCCAAAAACCUGCACUCAAAAGGAGGUAAUGUUCCUUGGAGAGUUGGAGGAAAUUCUAGAUGUCAUUGAACCCUCCCAAUUUGUGAAAAUUCAAGAGCCACUAUUUAAACAGAUCGCUCGCUGUAUUUCCAGUCCUCACUUUCAGGUUGCAGAGCGAGCACUUUAUUUCUGGAACAAUGAGUACAUCCUGAGUCUGAUAGAGGAAAACUGUCACACCAUCCUCCCACUGAUAUUCGGCACACUCUACCAAGUCUCUAAGGAGCACUGGAACCAAACAAUUGUCUCCCUGAUUUAUAAUGUCCUGAAGACUUUUAUGGAAAUGAAUGGGAAACUCUUUGAUGAACUCACAGCAUCCUAUAAACUUGACAGGCAACAGGAGAUGAAGCGAGAAAAAGAACGCCAGGAGCUUUGGAGAAAACUAGAUGAGCUGCGUCUAAAAAAGCUCAGUGGUCUAGAAGAAGCUCAGAUGAACCAGCUUAAUUUACAGCACAGCCGAGCGAGUAAAAGUUAG